Arachis ipaensis is the source of this 411-nucleotide messenger RNA. RefSeq lists its product as uncharacterized. NCBI's taxonomy places the organism in Eukaryota, Viridiplantae, Streptophyta, Magnoliopsida, Fabales, Fabaceae. Gene Ontology annotation, molecular function: nucleic acid binding. The record is from RefSeq and is a predicted model, not a curated record.
AUGGUUGGGGUUACAAGAAAAGAUUGGGCAAGGAAGUUGGAUGAUGCCCUUUGGGCAUAUAGAACUGCAUUCAAAACCCCAAUUAGGAGGUCAUCAUCUCAGCUGAUUUAUGGAAAGUCCUGCCACCUCUCUGUGGAGCUUGAACACAAGGCUUUUUGGGCUACUAAGCUUCUCAAUCUUGACUCUCAAGCAGUAGGAGAGAAAAGACUGUUGCAACUCAAUGAAUUGGAUGAGUUCAGACUGGAAGCCUAUGAGAAUGCGAAGAUAUACCAGGAGAGGGCCAAAGAUGGCAUGACAAGAAAAUCGCAAAAAGAGAUUUUGAACCAGGGCAGCAAGUGUUAUUGUAUAAUUCCAGGCUCAAGACUUUUCCUGGUAAGCUCAAGUCCAAAUCAACUUGACCUUAUCUGGUGA